Molecule: messenger RNA, 1962 nt
Organism: Rhododendron vialii
Lineage: Eukaryota; Viridiplantae; Streptophyta; Magnoliopsida; Ericales; Ericaceae
Product: beta-1,3-galactosyltransferase 7-like
Exons: 11
Coding region: 333-1394 (353 amino acids)
Cellular component (GO): Golgi membrane
Molecular function (GO): beta-1,3-galactosyltransferase activity
Source: RefSeq, a predicted model, not a curated record
GCAGACGACAAAGCUGCAGGCCGAACUGGGGCUCGACCAAACACCCCCGUAAGAAAAACAUUCCACGCGUUUAAGAGUUUACUUUGACGCUCUCCAAACCAAUCACCUGUUUUAAUGGCCGUCUCCCAGAUUCCGUAAAUCACGCGCAAAAAUUCCCCCCCAACCCGACCCCCCCCCAAGAAUAAUCAAAGCAUCUUACCAUUUCUAUUCCCAGGUCAAUAGUCGCUCUGGAUUCUGUAAUUUCUAUCUUGUCUAUAUAUACUUACGUGCAUCUGAAUUGAGGUUUACUAGUAGGAGUAUCAGUUUCGUCUCUCUGAAAGAUAGAAGGCAAAAUGAAGAGCAGAAACAGUGGGAAAGUCUCUGCCAAAUGGCUUCCCAUUUUCUCCCUCUUCUUCUUCUUCCUGGGCAUGCUCCUCACUAACAGAUUGUGGGCUCCACCUGAAUCCAACAGCCAGCUCAUAUCGCGGCAUCGACAAGAUCAAGAGCUGCAGAUCGUAUCUGAGGACUGCACUACUAAAAAGAAGAAACCUGGAAAAGAUAAGGAUGUUACAGAGGAGGUAUACAAAACUCAUGAAGCGAUUAAAUCUCUGGACAAGACAAUUUCAAUGCUUCAGAUGGAGUUGGCUGCUAGUCGUAGUUCUCAGGAGAUGGGCAAGUCUGAUGGCUCCUCUGUCAUCUCUGCCUCGUCCCAUGACAGCCCGCCAAGGAAGAAAGCGUUCAUAGUAAUUGGGAUAAAUACUGCUUUUAGUAGUAGGAAGAGGCGUGAUUCAGUUAGGCAGACUUGGAUGCCUCAAGGGGAGAAGCUUCUUCAAUUGGAGCAAGAGAAAGGAAUUAUUAUCCGGUUCAUGAUUGGCCAUAGUGCAACGGCUAACAGCAUAUUAGAUCGAGCUAUUGACGCAGAAGAUGCUCAACAUAAGGACUUCCUUAGGCUGGAACAUGUUGAAGGGUACCAUGAAUUGUCUGCAAAAACAAAAAUUUUCUUCUCCACUGCUGUUGCAAAAUGGGAUGCUGAUUUCUAUGUCAAAGUGGAUGAUGAUGUUCAUGUCAAUUUGGGAAUGCUGUCUGUAACUCUUGCCCGCCACAGAUCAAAGCCCAGAGUGUACAUUGGGUGUAUGAAAUCUGGACCGGUUCUUUCCCAAAAGAAUGUUAAGUACCAUGAACCAGAGUACUGGAAAUUUGGAGAGGAAGGCACCAAAUACUUCAGACAUGCAACUGGGCAGAUUUAUGCUAUCUCAAAGGAUUUGGCCACAUACAUCUCAAUUAAUCAGCUCAUAUUGCACAAGUUUGCCAAUGAAGAUGUGUCACUUGGUUCAUGGUUUAUUGGUCUUGAAGUAGAGCACAUUGAUGACCGCAACAUGUGCUGUGGAACUCCACCAGGGAGUUUAUUUUGUUAAAUUGUAUCGGUAUUCCUACCACAUUGCAGAUUGUGAGUGGAAGGCACAGGCAGGCAAUGUAUGUGUUGCAUCAUUCGAUUGGAGCUGUAGUGGAAUUUGCAAAUCGGUGGAGAAAAUCAAAUCUGUUCACGAGAGGUGCGGUGAAGGGGAUGCAGCUGUUUGGAGUGCUCUAACCUAAUGUAAUCCUCAUGGGGGUUGUUAUUAGGUGCCAAACCUGGAGAUAGUGAGGCAGGUUCACAAGUCGAGAUAGGUCAGUUGAUACAUAUGACAGGAACAUUGGAGAUGACACUGCGUAGAUACUUAUAGUUCCGGUCCAAUGUGGUUAGACGAGUUUUGGUAUUUAUACGCAGAUGCGUAGUUCUAUACAAGUAGAUUAUUCAAAUUGGAGAUGACAAUGUAAAUUGGGUUUGGCCGGGACUUUAGUAUGAUGGCAUUCUUCCAAAUCCGCGUAUAGUGCUUGUUGUGCAGCCCCUCUCCUAGGUAGCUUGAAAUGUCUUGCUUCUUAAACUUGUAUCGAUUGUCCUUCCAAAGUCAGUGAUUUUGUUCAAUGAAGCUUCACUUAAUGUUA